GUGUGGCGUUCCUCUCUUUAUAAAGCUGCGCGGAUCCUCGUCCUCUCAGCAACAGGUGCGGAAACAUUCCUGCCAGACUACACUGAAAACCACUGCAGAAUCACAGCUACAUACAGUUGAAGAUGGCCUCUACAAAGGAGAAACUCAUCACUCAUGUGAGCAAAGAGGAGGCCACGGGGCCCACUAACAAGGUGACCGUGGUGGGUGUAGGGAUGGUUGGGAUGGCCGCCGCCGUCAGCAUCCUGCUCAAGGGUCUGACUGAUGAACUCGCCCUAGUGGACGUGAUGGAAGAUAAGCUGAAAGGAGAGGCUAUGGACCUGCAGCAUGGAAGCCUCUUUCUCAAGACGCACAAGAUAGUGGCGGAUAAAGACUACAGCGUGACUGCAAACUCCAAAGUGGUCGUUGUGACCGCUGGAGCACGUCAGCAGGAGGGCGAGAGCCGCCUGAACCUCGUCCAGAGGAACGUCAACAUCUUCAAGUUCAUCAUCCCCAACAUCAUCAAGUACAGCCCCAACUGCAUCCUUCUGGUGGUCUCAAACCCAGUUGACAUCUUGACCUACGUGGCCUGGAAGCUGAGCGGUUUGCCCAGGAACCGUGUGAUCGGCAGCGGCACAAACCUGGACUCCGCUCGUUUCCGUCAGCUGAUGGGAGAGAAGCUGGGCAUUCACCCAUCUAGCUGCCAUGCUUGGGUCAUUGGAGAACAUGGAGACUCCAGCGUUCCUGUGUGGAGCGGAGUCAAUGUGGCUGGAGUGUCCCUCCAGAGUCUUAACCCUGACAUGGGAACAGAUAAAGACAAGGAGGACUGGAAGAGCGUCCACAAGAUGGUGGUUGACAGUGCGUAUGAGGUUAUUAAGCUGAAGGGCUACACUUCCUGGGCUAUUGGUAUGUCUGUAGCUAACCUGUGUGAAAGCAUCUUGAGGAACCUACGCAGGUGUCAUCCAGUUUCAGCUUUGGUCAAGGGAAUGCAUGGUGUGAAUGAAGAGGUCUUCCUCAGCGUGCCGUGCCUCCUGGGUAACAGUGGCUUGACCGAUAUUGUCCAGAUGACCCUGAAGUCAGACGAGGAGAAACAGCUGAAGAAGAGCGCUGAGACCCUGUGGGCCGUUCAGAAGGAGCUGACCUUGUGAAGCGCGGUUUCCUCCAAAAUGUAGCCAGUGUCACAAAUUACAAACCCAGUCUCAGACCUUCAGAUUGUAAGAUCUUAUUUAAAUUUUAGCUGUAUAGGAUAAAGUUUAUUCUGGUUGUCCUGACAAAGAUCAUAAACUUUGUAAAAGUUUGUGUCUGUGUGCAUACUAUUGUAUAUUCAAGAAAAAAGCACUCGUGAACAAAAUGAUGUGCAAUUUGAGAUUCUUAUUUUAAUUUCUGCGGUCAGCUAGCAUUCCGUACUUAAGUCCUUUAUCACAAAAUUGAUCAUUUCAAGCAAGAACAACACGUAAAACCAAAGCUACAAAAUAUCAGUUUUCUGAAACUUCAUGGUAUUUACAUGUACAACAAAAUAAUAAAAGUUUAAAAAUAAGCUCAGAAACCAGGAUUUUUUUUUUAAGGCAGGAUUUGACAUCAAAUUAUUAAAAGACAUGAGCACAAUAGUCCUUAUUUGUGAAAUAAGCAGAACAAAAUGCAUGUAAAUUAGUCAAAACUUUUCAUGCAAAACUUUUUGCAUUGAAAUUCAAUGAAUUACCUUAGAAUUUUUUUCACGUACAAUUUUUAAUUUCUAAAUUAAAUGCAACAAUGCAAAAACGGUUUAGCAAAUUAUAUUUAAUUUUUGCAUUGAAUUCGUUCCAACAAUUUAAUUUUCAACUGUUUUAAAAGUAUGGAGUUCUGAACAAUUUUGAAAUGUCACAUUGAAUUUAAAGCAACAAUUUUAUCUUAGAAUGGUUUUAUGAACAAUUACUACAUUUAAACACAACAGUUAACUCAAGAAUGACUUUGACUUUUCGCAUUGAAUUUGAAGCAACAGUUUAACUUGGAACUGUUUUACAUUUUCAGUUACAUUAAAUGACAACUAAUGCAAAAACGGUUUUAGGAGAAUUUUUGAAUUGUCAUGUUGAACUACCUUGGAAUGGUUUUACAAACAAUUUUGAAUUUUCUACAGGAAAUCUGAGAAUGGUUUAACGAAUGAUAUUGAAUUAUUGCAUUUAAUUACCUUCGAUUCGUUUUUAAUUUUGAUUUGUUACACUGAAUGUGAGUAAACCAUUUUAAAAUGUUGUCUGAAUUUAAUGCAACAAUUUGCAUAAUGAAUUAAGAAUUAUUUGAAGGAAUUUGUUCAGUACAUGUUACAUACUUACGGUCCAUUUAACAUCAUGACGAAAUCCAAAUAACAACAUUCUGCGAAGAAAUCACUUAACGAGCACAACACCGUUUAAGGCAUUUUAGCAUCAUAAACAUCUCAAGAUUGCGCAUGUAAACACAUUGAAUAAACCAAGUUACUGAUUUUUUACUCAAGACAACCACAAGUGCACAAGUUUUGCCAACCAGAAAAAGCACUUUUACAUCUAUUAUCUUGGGAUUAAACCUUUUAGAAAUUCAUUGUACAUCAUGGUAUAUCAAAGUGUUGAAAUCUUAUUGUUUAGAGAAUCCAUCAUUUGUAAUUUGUGUAUACCUUAUGUAUCUGCUGGAAACAAAAUGCUGUUUUCAGUGUGUUUUUAUUUAUAUCAGUGUUGGUUCAUCAGCGCAAUAAAACUCUCAGCUAAGUGGCGAGACACAGUGACGGUUACUUGAAGCGUGUGACUGAAUAAACAGUGUGACUUAUAAAA
Molecule: messenger RNA, 2750 nt
Organism: Carassius gibelio (silver crucian carp)
Lineage: Eukaryota; Metazoa; Chordata; Actinopteri; Cypriniformes; Cyprinidae
Product: L-lactate dehydrogenase A chain-like
Exons: 8
Coding region: 123-1124 (333 amino acids)
Biological process (GO): carboxylic acid metabolic process
Cellular component (GO): cytoplasm
Molecular function (GO): L-lactate dehydrogenase (NAD+) activity
Source: RefSeq, a predicted model, not a curated record